AUGGGAAUUUAGGAAAGAUAAUAAGUUAUUUUAAUUAGAUAAUGCUAAAGAAACUACAGAGAAGAUUCAGAUUAUAAUAUGAGAGAUUAGUGUAUAUGUGCUAAUAAUGCUGAUAUAGCUGUCUUUACAGAAGAUUUUAGAGCUCUUUAUCCAUAUAGGAAUGAUGCUUUAAAAUUUCGUGAAAUAAAAGUUUAUAGAGCCAAACUAUAUAAACUUUUUUCAGAAUUACAGCGGAUUAAGAAAUAAAAUAGUUAUUACAGAAUUAUAAGAGAGAUUUAUUCAAAUUAGAUAAAUUUUCAAUUUGAUUAGUUUGUAGAUAUUUUUUUGAUUCAAGAAGACUGA
Paramecium primaurelia is the source of this 342-nucleotide messenger RNA. Lineage: Eukaryota; Ciliophora; Oligohymenophorea; Peniculida; Parameciidae. The record is from the annotation of a GenBank genome assembly.